This is a messenger RNA of Malassezia vespertilionis, 1344 nucleotides long. RefSeq names its product Mitochondrial GTPase 1 (gene mtg1). The transcript has a single exon. Gene Ontology annotation, molecular function: GTPase activity; GTP binding. NCBI's taxonomy places the organism in Eukaryota, Fungi, Basidiomycota, Malasseziomycetes, Malasseziales, Malasseziaceae. The coding region runs from base 1 to 1344 and encodes 447 amino acids. The record is from RefSeq and is a predicted model, not a curated record. Gene Ontology annotation, cellular component: mitochondrion.
AUGCCGCGAAUUGCGCCGGGUGCGCGUGUGGCCGCGAAGGCAGCGGAGCAGGCACUGGCUCCUUCUCCUGCCACUGCAUUCUCUCCGCGUACGUCGUUUGCAUACCCUGCUACGGUGCCGUCAUGGUACAUUGGACACAUGCACCGUGCGAUGCGCUCGAUCCCCUCGUUGCUUGCACGCACACCGCCGCCGCUGGUGGUCGAAGUGCGCGACGCGCGACUUCCACUCACGAGCAUCAAUCCCGUAUUUGAGUCGCUGCUGCAAUCUGCGCCGUCUGCGCAGGAGCGUGUGCGUAUCAGCCCUGGAAAACGUGUACCAGGCUGGGCGGCGCGCCGGCUUGUCGUGUAUGCAAAGCGCGACCUGAUCGAUCCGCACAUUGCAAAGCCAUUUUGUGAUGCACUGGAAACGUACGGGCACGGCCAGCACGCCAUGUUUGUGGAUACAAGGAUGAAGAAAGAUGUAGAGCGUGUGUACAAGUGGGUAUGCGAGCGUGCCGCGCUGCUCGGCCACGCCGCGGCACGCGCGGCGAGUCGUGUGGGCCAGCUUUACCGCCGCUCGCGGCUCAGCGGUGCUGCGCGGUACACGCCCACCCCCGAAACUGGCGUGCGGCUGCUCGUGGUGGGAAUGCCAAAUGUUGGAAAGAGCUCCCUCCUCAACGCCCUGCGGCACGUCGGCACGGGCAAGGGCAGCGCUGCAUCGACGCAUCCACACCCUGGACACACACGCAAAGUCACGGGCACAGUACGCAUCACGCCAGCACCGCCGUCGCUGUCCGAGUACGAGCGCAGCGGCGCGCCCGUUGACAUGAAGGCUUUGGUCGAGCAGCAGGCAAAGCAGGCACCCGCCGUAUACGUCUAUGAUACGCCAGGAAUCAUGGUCCCCCAUCUCGGCAACUCCGAGGACGGCGGCCCUGAACGCGCAUUGAAAUUGGCGAUUGCGGGGUGCAUGAAACAGAGCUUGUUCGACCCCCAAACCCUUGCAGACUACCUCUUAUUUCGUAUGAAUCAGCGGUACAUGUACGCUGCGCGCGAACAUGCGACAAGACAGUGGCCGCCGUAUGCUGCACUGCUGCGCCCGCCGUACUUGACCGACACGCUCAACGAUUUUCUCUCGAGUGUUGCGGAGCGUGCGCCCGGCGCACGACAGAAAGGCGGCGAUGUGAAUUUGCGUCUCGCAGCCGAGUAUGUCAUUGAGCAGUUCCGCCGGGGGCAGCUCGGCGAUCGCGAGCUGGAUCUCGAGCUGGACGAAGGGGAUCUCCGUGUACCGCGGACGGAAAAGGUGCACGCACGUGUGCGCACAUUUAUGGAGCAGCAAGAGAGCAUGACAGAGAAAUGCGGUGCAUAG